AUGAAAGAUGACCUAGGCUGGGGUGAGGUGGGCCUGUUCCCAGCCUCCUCUCCCCACGGCCGCAUCAGCACGCCCCACCUCGACACCUUCGGCAGGGAAGGCUUGGUGUUCAAGGAGGCCUAUGCCGGCUACACGGUGUGCGCGCCCAGCAGGACCACCUUCUUCACCGGCAGGCACAGUGGCAACUUUAAAGCUGCUGGACUGAAUGGAGAAGGUAUCGACCCCGAGAAGAACGUGAGCCUCCUGCCCAGGGUCCUGAAGCAGGCUGGCUACAGGACGGGCCUCUUCGGGAAGAGCGCGCCUUUGACCUCCCCGCUACAGCAAGGCUUCGAUGCCUUCCUGGGGCAGGUUGACCAAGCGCUCUGCCACAACAUGUACCCCAAAGACAUCGACCAUGGCAUGGAGCAGUUGAACUUCAAGCUAUCUGGCAACGACAAGCCCAAGUCCCGGGAGCUGUGCAUGAACAACCCAGACCUCUACAACUACACCAUCGAUGUGUUCCAUGAGUCAGCCAUGCAAUGGCUAGAGGAGGCUGCGAAAGGAGAGGAGCCCUUCUUUCUGUACGUGAGCUACACCAUCCCGCACGCCGGGGGCUGGGGAGAUGCGCCCAAAACUCCGGAGGAUGGGAAUCCGGUGCCUUCCGACUUGCAGUAUGCGGACAAGCCAUGGCCUGAUGUUGAGAAGGACCACGCGGCUGUGAUCACGUACCUCGACGCCAAGGUGGGAGACAUCAUGGCCCGGUUGAAGUUCUUGGGAGUGGACCAGAACACAUUGGUCUUCUUCGCGUCCGACAAUGGCGCGCAUUUGGAGGGGGGCCACAAGAUCCAGUUCUUUGACUCCACUGGGGGCCUGCCGGGGCAUAAGAGGAGCAUGUACGAGGGCGGCGUUCGCUCUCCCAGCAUGGUGCGAUGGCCUGGGCGCAUUCAGCCGGGCCGCAGCUCCAACUUCCCCUGGGCCUUCUGGGAUGUACUGCCCACUCUAGCGGAGCUGGCCGGCGCGCCAGUGCCGCCAGGCCUGGACGGCCUCAGCAUCGCUCAAGAGCUCACGGGCUUGCCCCAGAAGGAGCACGAGUACCUCUACUUCACCUGGCUCGGGGACGGCGGAAAGGUGAACUCUGGGCCUCCUGGGUACACAGUGCGGCAAGGGCAGUGGAAGGGCAUGGUGCCCCACUGCCAAGAAGCAUCAGUGCUGCCCAGCAGUGGGGACGAGAUGCGGCUCUAUGACCUGUCCGCUGACCCGCUGGAAACCACGGAUGUGUCAAAGCAACACCCAGAGGUGGUCCAGGGGCUCAAGGCUUUGGUCAUGAAGGAAAAGCUCACCUGCUACUGCUACCAAUGCGGCUGGACCCCGCCCAAGGAGCCGGCUGAGCUGGUGGUUUGA
Molecule: messenger RNA, 1380 nt
Organism: Effrenium voratum
Lineage: Eukaryota; Dinophyceae; Suessiales; Symbiodiniaceae
Source: the annotation of a GenBank genome assembly